Messenger RNA from Pseudomyrmex gracilis, 2033 nucleotides. RefSeq lists its product as uncharacterized. The transcript is spliced from 4 exons. The record is from RefSeq and is a predicted model, not a curated record. The coding region runs from base 112 to 1287 and encodes 391 amino acids. Lineage: Eukaryota; Metazoa; Arthropoda; Insecta; Hymenoptera; Formicidae.
AUCGAAACACCUCUAUGCAUAAACAAGACACAACUUGCGCACACCUAACGCGACAGCCGACGGUUACGGACGACAUUUUCCUUAAAACAGAUUAAUCAAUCAACGAACAAAAUGGACACACCGAACACUUGCGAAUCGAUCACGCAACAUUGUAUGAAAACAAUUCUUGAUCAGAAAAGAGUUUCUACUCGACUUGAUAGUGAUAUGACAAGAAACAAAACUGAAAGAAAAAAAGUAAAUUGGUUUCACGUCAGUGAACUUAAACUGUACGUUACAGUAUGCUAUGCUGCACGUACUUCAGAUUCCGGCUCCGGUAUGGCAGAUCUCCUGGCAAAAGUAUUUUGUGAUAAAUCUUUGUGCCCUUUAUUUAUAUACGAAUUACAAAUGCAGCAAAAGAUUUUGCCGAAGAUCGAGUUUUUGUUAGACUCACAAAUAGGCCCAGAAUAUUACUAUCAUUCAGGAAACUUUAGAAUUCUUUUUCUGAAGGAUCUGUUGAAACAAGGAUAUCAAGUAAAAUCAUUCAAAAAAGGUUUGAAUUUGACUGACUGUACCGAAGCAAUAAAACUUAUGGCCAAAUUACACGCAGCCUCGGUGGCUUUACAUGAACAGGAUCCUGAGUUAGUAAAGUCAUGCAGAAGCGACAAAUUUUUGACACAACCUUUAUGCAAAAAUAGAUUGCAAAUAUUUCAAUACGCUUUGAUGAUAGCAAGUGAUGUUAUGGAACAGAUUUAUCCGGUAAUCGCGGCUAAAAUAGAAAGCGUACUUAAUAACCUUCACAAUAUAGAUCAAAUCAUCGAGCUGUUUAGUUACGAACCCGAAGAAUUUUGUGUUCUAAAUAAUGGAGACUUUUCCACUAGUAACUUACUCUUUCCUGACAACAGCAGUCUACCUCUUUUACUGCAACAUUAUCAAAUGGCCACCUAUUCAUCGCCUGCUAUUGACUUGCAUCACUUCUUAAACACUUCACCGGAAACUGCCGUGAUACAUGAUCACGACGAGGAACUGUUACAACAAUAUUUGGAGACUUUGACGGACACAAUGAAGGCGCUCAACUGCACGACAACACCACCCACAAUGAAACAGUUGAAAGCGGCUAUGCGAAAGAGAAAAUUAUACGCCGUGUUAGUAGGUAUAACAUUUAGGUUAAGUAGGAUGACGGAUAUAGCAAAACAAAACGCAGAAACUAUUGCACACAGCGAUAAUCCGUACGCAAAACUUGCUAAAAAGAUGUGUUUAGCUAUGUUUCACAGAGGGUACUUUGAACAAGUGACUGUCAUGAUCAUUUAGAUACAUCGGAAUUAAGCGAUGAAAUAUGAAAAAUAUUUUCACUAUUUUACUUCGAUGUUUAAUACGAAAUAAUGGUACAUAAUGAGACAGAUAACCAUGGAUUACUUCUAUGUAUUCCUUUUUUUUUAUAGUUUAUAUGAGUUUUAUGUGUGCUGUGUGAAUAAUGUAUUUCAUGUUCGUAGUCGCGAUAAAUAGAAAGACACAUUACUAAGCGUAACAAGAAAAUAUCAAGCAACUAAUAAAUCUGGAAAAAGAUGAGAGAAGUACUAUUGUGCUGUAGUUUUCUGCACCUAAUUAGUAAAUGCAACAUUUUUUAGGUAAGCAGGAACCGCACUCACAUAAGUUAAAUUGUUAUCUCAAUUUAACUUAUUGCGUGUGGUUUUAUAACGGUUAAGAAAAAUACAAUUUUAGCAAUGUACAGGUGGAAGAUUGACAUCAAAGAAAAAUAUACAGUGAAAGUUGUAUUUCUGUUUGUUAAGAUAUUUAGUGUCUCCGUGUAAUGUGUUAGUAACGGUUGGUCCCCCUAAAGUUAUUUUCUCCGCGAGAGAAAGAAUAAAAAUAUAUAGAGAAAUCUUGUCUCCCGACAAAGUAACAAAACAUACGUCCGGAACUGAAAUGUUUCUUCGUGCUGUAAUGAUACACUAGAAUGGUCCCACAUUCAGUUUUGCAUUAUAGAAUGAAUGUCGCUGUAUUGUAUUCUUCUAAACAUUAUUCUUAUUAACUAAUAAAAAUGUUGCUAUUUUCCG